Sugiyamaella lignohabitans is the source of this 891-nucleotide messenger RNA. It is a transcript of the gene TEA1, whose product is annotated as Tea1p. Gene Ontology annotation, biological process: DNA-templated transcription; regulation of DNA-templated transcription. The record is from RefSeq and is a predicted model, not a curated record. NCBI's taxonomy places the organism in Eukaryota, Fungi, Ascomycota, Dipodascomycetes, Dipodascales, Trichomonascaceae. The transcript has a single exon. The coding region runs from base 1 to 891 and encodes 296 amino acids. Gene Ontology annotation, molecular function: zinc ion binding; DNA binding; DNA-binding transcription factor activity, RNA polymerase II-specific.
AUGUCGAAACGACUCAGUAGAGCUUGUGCAAGUUGCCGGCGUAAAAAGAUCCGCUGUGAUGGAGUAUACCCCAAAUGUAAAGCAUGCAAUAAGUCAGGGAUCGAAUGUAUAUAUGCGACACCACCACUUCAAAGUUAUGUACCUCGAAAAGAUGCUCCAGAAGUAAUAAAAUUACUGAUCAAUGGCAGUAAUUCCACAACCGCCAUUGGCCAUGUGCCAGUAUACGAGUCUCAAGAGAUGUCAGAGUAUAAACAAGCAGCCAGAACCAAGUUCGAAGCACGGUCAAGGACGCAUCUGCAAAGGUUACACGAGCUAUUAUCAGUACGUAAAGAUGGGAAGCUUCUUCGUGAGCUCAUUCAGAAUGCUGUGGAUCUGGUUUAUCCAUGCUACAUGCUUCCACAUUUUCCCAGUCUGACUGAUGGCCUGAUCAAUGGACCAUCACAAUUAUAUAAUGAUGCGCUAUUCAAAGUAUCAUGUUAUUUAGGAUUCAGAUUCUUGCGUCCUGAGACACUGGAGACAAAUCUUAAAUACCUUAAGGACUUCCGAGAAGAUAUCCAAACACAACUGGCUAUGUCUAUUACGCAAGAAGCAACUCUUGCAACUGCUAAUGCAUUCCUUCUACAGUCGAUCCACGACAUGGUAUAUGGCAAGACAUCACUAGCAUGGACUUAUAGUGGUAUCGCUUUUAGGAUGGUGGUUGAUUUAGGAGUGCAUCAUCCAGCAGAGAACCUCAAGCGUUUGGCUUACUACCCAGAAGAAUACGAAAUGCGUCAACGUCUCUGGUGGAGCAGUUAUUUGUGGGAUAAGCUCAUAUCUCUAUAUAUGGGUCGAAUGCCAACAUUUCCUUCAGUUCAUCCAGAUAUGCCUCUGGAAUUCUGUAAGUUCUUUUAG